AGAGAGAAUGGGUUGCUGUUCCGGACGAUGCAUGCUCAUAUUCCUUUGCACUCUGCAACUGUUAACAGCACUGGAGAGACAGGUGUUUGAUUUCCUGGGUUACCAAUGGGCUCCAAUCCUGGUGAAUUUCUUGCACAUUGUUGUGGUCAUCCUGGGCUUGUUCGGUACCAUUCAGUACAGGCCUCGCUAUGUUGUGCUCUACCUAACUUGGACUGUGCUUUGGGUGGGCUGGAACAUAUUUGUGUGUUGCCUCUACCUUGACCUUGGCGGCCUUUCCAAGGACAGUAACUACCUCUCUCUGGGAGUGUCCUCUCAUUCCUCCUGGUGGAAGGAGAAUGCCCCGGGAUGUGAUGACAGAGACCUUCCCGCCACUAGGUGGCAGAGUCUGGAGAGCCCGGCACUAAUCUCAUCUCUGGGUUGCAUGCUGGAGUAUCAGUACAUAGAGGUGCUGCACAGUGCCCUGCAGCUUUUCAUCUCUCUUCUGGGAUUUGUAUACGCCUGCUACGUGAUCAGUGUCUUCAAUGAGGAGGAGGACACCUUUGAUUUCAUUGGUGGAUUUGAUCAGUUCCCUGUCUUGCAUGGCAAUGAGAAAGCAUCCCAUCUCUUUCUUUAA
Messenger RNA from Sardina pilchardus (European sardine), 613 nucleotides. It is a transcript of the gene nkain5, whose product is annotated as sodium/potassium transporting ATPase interacting 5. The record is from RefSeq and is a predicted model, not a curated record. Lineage: Eukaryota; Metazoa; Chordata; Actinopteri; Clupeiformes; Clupeidae. The transcript is spliced from 6 exons. The coding region runs from base 8 to 613 and encodes 201 amino acids. Gene Ontology annotation, biological process: regulation of sodium ion transport.